AUGACAAUGAGAAGCGCUUUUUUAUGUAUUUUUUUUAACUUGAUCGUUUUGUAUCAAGUAACAGCCAAACAUGACCGUUUAGCGAAACAUCGCGUCAGUAAAUUUAAGGCGUUGCACAAGAUUCUGUUCCGUGUAAACCAUCAUCGCCACAAACCCACCGGCAGGACCUUACAGCACGGUAAGCGCCUUCAUAACACUCAUUGUUUCGCUACUUUCCUGUGGAUAUGGAAGGUCUAUUUAUUCCUCUUUUCCACUUAAAAUCAUAAUCUUGUAAUUACGUUUUAUUGACUUUGAGUGAACGAAUUAAAAAGAACAGUGAGUGUGUUUGUCGACUCACUGCCCUUACUUAAUGGCUUGACGCACAAGCAACUCUAGGUUCCACGAACUAUAUUGUCAUACAAUUUAUGUGUCGUGGAGUUGUGUGGUCGUAUUUUAGCAUAAAAUGAUAAUAAAGCCAUAACGAGUUAUACUAAUGACGGAAAUGCAUUAAGAUCUGAAAUUUGUCCGUAGUUUAGAAAAUCCUCUUUUAAAAUUUCAUAUGCUUUCGUCUUUAGGUACCAAUCUAUUUCGAGUCUUCCAAAAGGGAGAGAGCAUAUAAUGUUCUGGGGGAAAGAUUUGCAUAAAGGGGUAUAGUUAACUCCCUCUAAGGUGGGUGCCGUCGAAGACAAGCAGCAUGUCUUAGCGAGGUGUCCUACUUAUAGAGAGUCAAGAGAAUGAUUGAAGGACCGGCAAGAACUAACACUAAGUGUCCUCCUUAGUGUCCGUUUGAAGAGACACUACGGUCCUGUAAACAAAUGUCACUCUUGCUUUCGUGACUCUCUUGUAACGAUUGCUUUAGAGUGUCUAAUAAUUUGCCUUAUCUUACAGAGCCCUCGAGAUUCCUACAUUCAGGAAAACAUUUUAGUCACCUAUUGAAAGCAUUGUCUAAGCGCAAGAAAAAGUUGAGGAAUGCCAAAGGUUCAGCCAAGGCGGUUAUAGUCAAAGUGAAUGGAAAAAAUGUUUACUCCAGCUUUGGCGGAGUUCUGAAUACCACAAACCCGCCAACACCCUCACCAUUUCCAAGGACAACUCCUGCGCCACAAACGCACAACAUUAACCUUCAUAUCAAUGUGACAAAAUCGAAUCCCCCAGAAAAGGAGCCGAGUCGACCUGUCAUCAUAGCGGCACCUCAACCACAGCCCCAGCCUCAGCCAAUCGUGGCAGUGGUACCCCAGGCAACCCAACCUGCACAGGUUCAAGCUCAAGCUCAAAUAGUGCCUCAAAUACUGCCUAUUGUAACACCGGCUCCAGCUACGUCAGCACCGGAGAAAAAGGAAUCAAGCCUAAAUAAGUUACUGCUAACGGCGGCAUUAUUGAAAGGACUAGGUGGAGACUCGACUGAAGGGAAUUCACAAGCUUUUCCCUCCCUGUUAACAAACCUUAUACCACCGUAUAAUUCUCCCCUCAGUUCAUUGCUUCCCGGAAAUGCUGGGUCAUCGUUAACUGCUCCUCUGACUGGGUAUCCUCAACUUGGGGUUCCCCAAGUUGGGACCCCCCUGGGGUAUCCUGCGCUAGGUAAUGUACCCCUGGGGUACCCGGCGAAUAGCGGACCACUUGGAGGUCUCAAUCUAGCGACCGCAGCAGCUCUUAAUAAUUUAAACAUGGGGUAUCCUAGGGGUGGAGGAAAUAGAAACUUUGGAUACCCAGCUAUUGGGAGACCUAACAUGGGAUACCCCGCCGGCGGGCAACUGAAUAUGGGAUAUCCAGCUAUUGGUAACCGAAAUAUGGGAUAUCCCGCCGGUGGUAGAUUUGGUUAUCCAGCUGGUGGAAAUCAAAAUGCCGGGCCUCUAGGAGCUAGCAAUCAAAAUAUGGGCUAUCCUGCAGCCGGAAAUUCAAAUAUGGGAUACCCUGCUGGUGGAAAUCAAAACUUGGGGUAUCCGGCGGGUGGUAACAGUAACAUGGGAUACCCUUCUAUGGGCAACAAUAACAUGGGAUAUCCGGGUGGAGGCAGCAACAACAACUUGGGUUAUCCCGCCGGUGGGAAUGAAAACAUGGGAUAUCCUGCUGGCGGGAAUGAAAACAUGGGUUAUCCUGCCGGUGGUAAUGAAAAUAUGGGAUAUCCUGCCGGUGGUAAUGAAAAUAUGGGAUAUCCUGCUGGUGGAAAUGAAAAUAUGGGAUAUCCUGCCGGUGGUAAUGAAAACAUGGGGUAUCCCGCGCCUGGGGAAUUUCUUAAUUUGCCACCCACACCGUCUACAAACACUGGCGUAUCACCCGGAGGAAAUACUGCGGCUCCUUUACCAAGUCUUGUUCCCGGGGGAGGCCCGUCCGUUGUGACCCCGCCGCCGGGCGGUUAUCUUGGUGCAAGUCAGGGCCAAGGUACAGCAGCGCCAAUUCCCCCAAUUGGUGCAAGUCAACCAGGUAACCCGAGUCAACCAGCUGGGGCAAGUCCACCAGCCUCUCCGGUUCCACCAGCUGGCAGCUACGUUGCUCCGGCAACAAAUGCUGCGAGUUCGUGUUGGUGUGGUUGUGACGCUACUUGCUCUAAUACUUGCAACCUUUGCAAUUCAAGUCCCACUGGCAACUAUGAAAACAUUUCUGGUGUAUUGCAGCCCACCAAUACUGGCUGAGACAGAUUUAAGAGUAACACACAAAAAGGCUUCAAGCAAAGGAACUUCGUCCUUACCAAUACUGGCAUUACUGAGACUGGACAUAUUUUCUAGUUUGAAUUCAUUCUUUAAAAGUAGCUUUAGAAUCCCUUUUAGAUCAAACGCCAAAUGUCGAAGUCAAGUAGACCUCUCUCAGUUUCUCACAAGAUUAGGAGAUAAAACCAUAAAUAAUUUUUAUGGAUGACCCUGACAUGAAACUACACAUUUCUGUGUAAAUAUGAUGAUAAACAGCAAAGCAGAGGUAGAAUUUUGUCACGUGGUACAAAUUUUAGUUUGCCGUUAACGUGAUUCUAAGUGCCUCUACUGUAACUUGUGUCAUGGCAACACUUUGCAACCGUAUCUUAUAACGUUCUUAACUUUUCUAAAUAUGUAUCAAACAUAACAAAUUGGUUUUUAUUGAAAUUUUUUACUGUAGCGGGUUUACCAAUGGAUAUGUAGUUCACGAGCGAUGCUACUUUGUAACUAGCUACUGGCAACUGGCAAGACUUUGCAGUUAGGUCCGACAGUCGAUGGAUCGGCCCUAUGCGUCAGAGUAUUUCUGCUUUGUAAUUUAAUUUAAUUUAAUCCUUGGUACGAACUUUUUUACUGGUAAACGUAGUGAUGUUAAAUGGUGACAAAACGCUGUGUCGAAUGCUUGAUAUUACUUCUCAAGCAAAAUGAUUUUAGAAGGAGAAAUUAAGGAUGCAAAGAUGAGCAGUUUUUCAUCUGAUUUCCAAAUACUCGUUAAACAUUAAUUUCAUUUGUAUUUUCUUUAUGAAUUACUGAUAUUAAUAAGUUUGAGAAGAUUAAAGGAGAAUUAAAUUUGCAACAAGGAUUAACUGCACCAGAGUAUAUUCUGUCAAUAUCUUUCAUGUGUAAAGCCAAAAUGGCUAAUUAAUGGACACAUUCUCUUUAAUGUUUGCAUUUUUCAGGAUGUAUUCAGGUUGUGUCCAUAACAACUACUCAUUUAGGCCUCGCAAGCUUUGCCUAAAGUAAAAGACUAAUCACAAGCAGUUAAGAUGAAACUACAGUAUUCUCUUCGAGUCUUUUUAAGUCUGAGAUUUGUUAUUUCGCACCUGCGCCCCUCCCGUCAUACAUUUGCAUUAUCAUAACAAACACAGUGACGUUUCAUUCAGGGGCACAUGGAGGUAGUUUUGUCUUUCUGAGUCUUGUGAGUCACCGUAAGAGCCCUUAAUAUCGAAUGGGUGAGGACGUUUUAAUAGUCUCCCAGUCAUUAAAACGCAACCUCGGCAAUUGUAAAUAUAAAUUGAAAAGGGUUUUAAGACUACAUAGCGUACAUUUAGUUUGAAAUAGCCAUGUACAUAGUACUAAUGCCUAAUUCGCCAACUAGGGGACAGUCGCCUUUCUGAUGAUUCCACCAGGAGAUAAUCUUUGUCCAAAGGGUUUUCGGUAUUCACUAAGCCGCGUACUCGACUGAGUGGUCUGUAAUCAUUGAAAACCAAUGAAAAGUAUCCUUGAUCAACAGUAUUCCCAUAGAAGUUGUCUUUUGCGCAACCUAAUGUCGGUUUGUUCUUGGCCCGUGUUGAUACAUAAUAUCAUGAAAAACACUCACUCAAUUGGUCAUAGCUCUUUUUAUGUAGUAAUAACUAUGUAGUCUGUUAAGGGACUAAAAGUCUAAAAGUGACGCUUUCAAAACUGCUGCAUGGAACAAAGGGAAAGGGGUUGGAAGUUAAUAAGGGGGAACACUCAGCCAAUAAACAACUGACCUCUAGUAAACAUUAUUCGAGUAUCACAUUGAUAUCCAACCAGGUAUUUAAAAACAGCAAAAAUAUAAUGAUAAUGUAGUCAUCCCUUCACACAACUUUAACGUACGCCACGAAAAGUACACUCAUAAUUUUCUCUCAGUAUGCUCUAUCGCAAACCGCUGGUUAACUUCUCAGAGAAGUUUGAUGAGCAAGAUUGAAUGCUUAGGUUUCCCUCACUAAAUAAAUUACGGUUGAGGUCGUUGAGUAAUUAACCUAUCCAAAUGGGAUAAAGCGUUGUUAUUGUAGUUAAGGCAGUUUAGUAGAUUUUAGACCCUCUUAGUAGUAGGACUAUUAAUAUUUGCAAGAAGGGCUGAAAAACUUAAUUUCUUCGAAUAGUUGAACGUUUUAUGUUCCUUUUGUUUAUGACAGAUUGUGUCUUUGCGGUUUAAUUUGAAAGAAGUUAUCUUGGAAUUUCAUUUGCAUACUUACCUUUAACAACUCAGGCAUGACUCGAGAUUAGUCGAGAAUAGAGUAAAGGAACUAGUAAUUGAAAGUUUUUAUAAACGGUCGUUUAGUUCUAGUAUAGGAAGUUUAUAUGAAAAACUCUUUCAUCUUUCGAAGGUUUCCUUCCGUGAAAUUCAGUGACAGCUCCACCCAGUCGGCUCGCUAGAAUUUGCGGUUAACUGAGGAAAGUAAAGCAAAUAAAUCAUUACAGUACUCCCGACCAACAAUAAAAGUAUCCUGUUAUGCUUACAGGGGAGAACAUUCUUGACCAGUUGAGAUGGGAAAUGUUCCGUUUAAGUCUAUAAUUAGUUGGAUAUUCGAUUGUCCUCUCUGUAAUAAGUUUGGGCCAGGUAUUAAGAAAUGGUAACAGCCUUCCAGAAAUCGACCACAAACCGUGAGUGGUAGUAGGUUUGUGAUGCAUUAAAUGAAAGAAAAGGUUGUUAGAAUGUCAGGAUUGUCAGGCAAAGGGACACUUAAGCAAACUAUUGACAUUCAAAAAAAUCGGUUAGCCAACUUAAAUAACAAUACAAAACCGGCUGUCCUACUGGUGAUCAUAAAAGUUUUAUGCAAAUCUUUGAUGAAAGCAAACAUGGUAACUUAUAUUUUCUUGCCCAGUGAGGAAAUGAAAAGAAACAUAUGCCUCUAUGGACGACUUUCAACAUGAAAAAAAGGAUUUUUCUUCUCUUGUACACGCUGUGCGUGUAUUGGACGUCAGUCAUAGGGGUUCAUCUUGCUGAAGAUCGCCGAAUUCCAAGCUUAAGAUCGAGUGGUACGAAGCUUAGAAUACAUGAUCAAAGCUACUCUUCUAAUUCUAAAAGAAGAAAAGGUAAAGUCCUUUUAACCAAAAUGUGGUUAUUUUAAUGUUUAGGCCAGGAAUGGAAAUGAAAAUAACAAAAUUUUUCAUAUCAUGUCAUAUCCGUGUAAUUGUGUAAGUGAUAUGCCGGGGGACUUUGUUUGAUGAAGAAUCUAAAAGCAAUUGAUUGGCAGUUGUUUUGUAAUUGAUAGGCAUUUUACGCUUGAUAGCAGAUACACUUGUGAGACCGAAGAUGUAAUACUGAAGUUGUUUUGAUUAUCUCGAGAAAAAUCUACCACCGUUGUUGUUUACGAUCGAUCAUGAAGGCAGCCAUAUCAGUCACACGUUCACUGAAUUAUGAAUUAAUACAAUUUAUCCGGUUAGUUUUGUUAACAGUGCGUUUAGGUCAUGAUGCAUAUAUAUAAGUUUCUUGUAUCUGUAAACCAUAAUAAGUUGCUUUGGAAUAUCUGGAGAGAUUAAGUGUCCUGAAUUAAAUUGCUCUUUUAAAUCAGAAUUCCAUUCGGUGAUAAAGGGGCAAUGCAUUAUUUAAACAUCGCGAGGAAAUUCUACUAACAGUAGCGAACUGCUAAAUGAAAGGGGUGGUAUUCAUCAGCGGAUACUCUGCCCAAGGUUUUAUGCAAAAAUCAUAUACCCCUCUUGCAAUACUUCUCUUUUUUACGAUACGCUUUUUUCUUGGCUUUCUGACGUUUCUGUCAAACCUUUGCUCUGCAGAAGGCGGAUUGCUUAGCCCCUCGCGUGCGUGCGGUAACCAAGUGGAAAUCAGGAAAAUGGCGAUGCUAUGUUCAGCAGGGGGCUUGAAAACAAUGUCUUCGUCUUGUACUUCGAAAUAAAUCUAGAUUUAUCUUUCUGGUGUAGAUUAAAAAUAUGUUUUAUGAUGAAGAAUAAUUAGCCAAUAGUGGGUGUUAUACGACAGGCCUGGUGCUUAUCUCGCCUAGAGCUUUCCGAAUUCGUGGCAUUUUCUAGGCUGUUAUCUGUGGAAAAGCGGCCAGGAGAAGAAUGCUCGUUUUAGGGGAUCCUUGAUCCUGUCGGUUAUGGAACAUCACGAUUUUUUUCUUCUCUUAACGUUUUUUCUUCACUUACCAAGCAUUUUAUAAGAUCGUAAUUACGAUAUGCAGGGUUCGUAAUAAAUAACAUACACGCCAAACGAAAUCGAAGUUAUAUAUUUUAUGGGAAAUAGUUUCUUAUCAAUGAAACUACUAUGGGAAGUAAUCUGACUGAAAAAUUUAUCUUUCAGGGUCUUCCAAAUUGGCACUGCAUAGGCGAGGGCUUAAAACGUCCUUUUCAAAUAUUAAGAGAGCUUUCAUUCAACGCAGAAUACAGUUUAAAGGUGCACCAAAAGGCGUUAUCGUAAAUGUGAAUGGCCAAAAGAUUUACUCAACAGCAGGAGAUUCAGCAGUACCACAACUUAACCAGGGCUUCAUAACACCGAAUAAGGCCAUCAACCUCCACAUAAACCUUAAUAAGAAACCUUACGAAUCGUCAAGGCCUCAACGAAAGCAACAGCCGAUUAUUAUUGCCGCACCGAGACCUCAACCGCGACCGAUUGUGAUUGCUGUCCCUCGACCUCAGCCACCGAUGGUUUUGCCUGCUCCUGUUCCUCCUGCUAUCUUACCAGCACCUCUUACGCAGCCAGCACCCCUUCCGCAGCCGGCACCACUUCCGCAACCAGCACCACUUCCCCCUAUUUUCUUACCUCCACCUGUUCCACAGCCUGCUCCAGAACCAGUUAAGGAAGAAAACGAACUCGGAAAUAUCCUUCAAACGGUUGCUUUGUUGAAAACCCUGGGUAAAAAGGAAGAACCCCCAAAAGUCGUGACUGUGCCUGUGCCUGUUCCCGUGCAAUCGUUUCCAGCAGGAUACCAGACACCAGGUCAAAAUUACGGAUACCCUCCGGGUAGAGGUCCAAACCAGGGAUAUCCGGCCGGGGGAAAUCAAAACCAAGGAUACCCGGCCGGUGGACCUGGAACUCAAGGUUACCCUGCCGGCGGUGGUGGAAAUCAAAACCAAGGAUACCCUGCCGGUGGCGGUCAAAAUCAAGGAUAUCCGGCCGGUGGAGGUCCAGGAAGUAACAGUCCCCAGGGAUAUCCAGCUGGUACUUCAUUGGGAGCUCCUCCUACAGCUGGUAAUGGUCGCGUACCUGGGACUGGCAAUACAGGAACGGGAGGGGCUACGAAUCCUUUAGCAGCUUUAAAUGGUCUCGUACCUUUCCUUCUUGGCAUGAAUUGCCGUUGUGGCUGCGAGAGAAGAUGCCCAGAUUUAUGUGGGUUGUGUAAAGAUGUCGACGAGGAGAUUUAUGACUCAAUAGAAUGUUGUAAGACAGUGCCAUGUCCAUGCUCCAAUCCGGGUGCCUUUGGAGGGACGACACAACCAGCUCAACAAGGAACCGCAGUAGCAGUUCCCCAACAAGGAAUAGGUCUACCAGUGCCUCAAAAUCCGCAAGCAUCAACAAUACCAGCAGCAGUAUCGAACCCCGCGCAAGUGCAACCAGCUCCAGCUCCUCAGCCGUCCCAAGCCCCACCGUUAUCAUAUCCUCAAUCUCCAGGUUCCACCCAGGUAAACCCAGCUGUUCCAGCGCUACCUGCUUCAGCACCUCCACAAGCGCCUGCCUCAGCACCUCAGCCUCCUUCUGUUGCAGAACCUCCGCCUCUUCCUGGUACAUCACCCGCAGUUCCGACCCUUCCUCAACUCCCCCCUAUUCCACAGACGCUGCCAACGGCCCCGUUAACGGCCCCUGGUCAGUUACCCCCGGUUCCACCCAAGCCUGAGAUUACCCCUUCAGUCCCGGGAGGAAACACGCCAAAGCCACCAAAGCCCGAGGUAGCCCCACCUAAGUCGGAGGUAACGCCACUUAAACCAGAAGUAGCGCCAUCAAAGUCAGAGAAAACCCCUCCAAAGCCGGAGAUUCCACUUCCAUCUCUUCCAGGAUCUGAACCAGGAUCACCUUCUCCACCAAAGCCAGAAAUUGUUCCUCCAAAGACUAACCCAACAGAAGAGUCUCUACCUUCUAUUCCUCCCGGAACAAACGGACCCGGUGCUCCUGGAGAGCCGCUACCCCCACCACCAGAAAAUGAAGGUUCCAUCAAGAUCCCUCCUGUAGCUGUAUUGCCCGGAAAAAGCACUCGUAAGUGAUGUUCUUUGCUUUAAACUUUUACGCAGCUUUUCAGUAUAAUUCCAAGCGCAUGUGAAUCCCCUUUUGAAUGUGUUAUAUUCAAGGGUCUUUCUCUUUUCUUUGAGUCAUCUAUGAAAGUUAAUAUUCAAACCAAGAUAUGACUCAACGGGGAGGGAAAUUUCUCAUGUGUCCGUCGAAUUGGUCUUGGAAAAAACCGAAAUGCAUUUGAAAUGAAGCAUCAAUCCCAUAGUUAAAAUAUCUAUCAAGCAACAUGACUCGUUGCAUCCAAUAAUAGCUAACAUUUCUUUCAUAACAGGGGGCAAUUAUCUUGUAAGAUAACACUUUGAAUAACGUUGUUAAGCCAAAGGUAUCUCUCCUUAUUGCCUUUAGUGUCAGUUUGUGCAUGGGCUCCUGGUCUGAACGCAAUAGGUUAUGGGCACCAGCGAGAUUUGGUGAGCUUGCCCACGGAACGGAAAGGUUGUGGUAUUUGACAGGAGCUUCGCUUAUAGGGUCGGCUAAAUUUGUGUACCAUCAUGAGAAGCAGGGGUGCCAGGGAUUUCGAAGUCGAAUGGUUUCUGUGCCACACUGCUUCCUUCCUUCCCUAUGAUACGAUAAUAGCACGCGUUCGGUUGUUAGCAACUUUUUAUUCAUACGUUUCUUAACCCUAUAUCAGCGGUCAUUCUUGCUAUAAACAACUCAACUGAUAACUAAAUAUUUUAUUCUCACAGCUGCACCAUCGCUGCCAUCAUUACCACUUCCGAAGCCAGUCUAUCCUGUUCCCCCUCCGGCUCCUCAGGUAUUUAUCAUAAAGGAAAAUAACGAAUCUCCAAAAGACCAGGAAGACAGUAAGAGUGCCGAAGCUCUCGAUAACUUAAGCAAAACGUUUGAGGAUGCGUUCACAGAGGCUUAUAAGUCCGAGGAAAGGAAAGGUAGAUAUAGGCAUCAACCUCGAAAUGGACGUUUUAGGCAAAGGCUACAAGAGCAAGACAGUUUUGAUAAUGACUCUGAAGAACCUCCUAGGAAUGGCUUUAGGCAUAGAUUACACGAUCAAGAUGAUCCGAGUUUAGAUUUAGAGCAAGAAGUAAUCAAGGAUAUUGAGAAAGAGGAAGGCGAGGAGAGAAUGCAAUCAAGUGUCGGCUCACGGAGAGAAAUUGCGAGACAAAAUUCAACCAACAAUAGUGAAGACGAUGAAGAUUACAACAAUAACAACGAUGACGACCUCAGUGAUAAUGGCGACGACAGGGGUGAUAGUAAUGGGUAUGAUGAUCGUAGCCAUGGUGAUAAUCACAAAGCCGACGAGGAGGAUGAUAGUGAGGAUGAUGAUGAUGAUGAUGAUGACAGGAGGCACAAUAAUGAUAACCGUAACGAUGACGAUGAUCGUGCAAAUAUGGGCAUAAGUCUGGAUACUGAGCCGUCAUCUGAUGCAGACGAACCUCGUCAUUCUCAUUCUCACCCUGACAAGAAAUAUGAUGAUUAUAGGCCAGGAGACAUAAAGAGACGGCGAAUAAGAAAAAAGAAAAAGUAUACACGUUAUCAUGAUUAUAGAAGAGGCAAUCACCCUAAAGAAAGUCAAGAGCGGGAUAGACUUUCACUGGCAAAAUCCAAUAGUAUUCGCAAGCAUUUAAAGGUUCGAACACACACCAACUGGGACAAUCACAAGGCAGAGGCACAUAAACCGCCAAAAAAAUACUCUUACGCUGAAAAACAAAAGAAAAAUCCUAAGAAAACUACAUUGCGUGGCAAAAAAUAUCGCAAAUCCAAGAAAACAAGGGUGAAGAGCUUAAAGCAUCGGCUUAAAACCCAAUAUUAUCCAAAUAGAAACUCAGUGCGUGUUCGUUAUAAUAAAAGUAAGUUUGCUCAUUUACAGGAACGUGAUUCAGGAAAAAGCCGCCAUCGUCAUCAUACAGGGUACCCUGUUCAUUACCACAAACAACUUAAUCACCAUCAAAGCGGACACCAACAUAGGAAGAAAUACAAGCAACGUGGUACCCAAUACAAAAAACAUCAAAAUCAUCACAAUCAACAAUAUAAAAACAGUUAUUCUAACAGUGGAUCAUUAUUACCCGAGGAUGAGAUUUCAGAAUCUAGCACCUUCGAAGAAGGAAGUGCGAAUCAGGAUCAUGAAUCCUCUACAUCCUCAGGGUCCGAAGACCAAAAUACUCCUUCAGAUUACACUGAAGGCGACCGUCACAUUUCUGAUGUAAAAAGUGACGUUAACAAAGGCCUAAAAACUCUACUAAGUACUGUACAGUCGUUUAAGCAAUCAGCGCACCACAAAUUACGAAAAAAUACGAACUGGGGGAAUAUAGCGGAAAAAGAUAUCAAUGACUAUAGUUCUGGCGAAGAGUCAGGAGAAAACGAGGUCAGCGGUUUUGAGGGUAGCCAUUAUAACUAG
This is a messenger RNA of Porites evermanni, 11152 nucleotides long. NCBI's taxonomy places the organism in Eukaryota, Metazoa, Cnidaria, Anthozoa, Scleractinia, Poritidae. The record is from the annotation of a GenBank genome assembly.